UGCCUGAUUUAAAAUUGUAGCGUAUUUGAUAAUGAUAUAGAGGACGCAAUAAUCGAAAUUAAUAUGACUUUUGACUUACGAACCCAUUUAAUCACAGUCUACUUCAAUCCUAAUAAAACAGAAGAGGAAAUUUGGAUGUAAAUGUAAAUGUCAAAUUUCAAGAAAUUCAAAUUUUAAAAACAAAAUAACAAAAACAAGGUGAAAACCAUUGUGAAAACUGAGUGAAUCUUUAAACAGUAAUUAUUAUGGAAUAUUUAAGUUCCAGUUUGCACGAUAAUUUGAGUUGUAACAUUUUAAAACUUCUAAAUGAGGCCGAAAUUAGUACUGUAAUUCAGUUUUUAAAUAGUGAAAGUAAAAAAAUAGAAAAAGUUACAGGUUUAACACUUAGAGAAGUUUUAGACAUAAGAAAGAAACUUUUAAAGCUAUAUUCCAAACCAAUAAGUGCCUAUGAUUGUUAUCAAAAUAUAAUAAGUAAUUUUGCCCUUAUUCCUACAGGGAUUGAGAGGUUGGAUAUCUUAUUAGAAGGAGGGUUAUUUACCGGAAAUAUUUAUGAAAUAUGUGGCUUGCCUGCUUCUGGAAAGACUUUAUUUUGUUUAACAGUUUUAAAAAACAUUGCAACAAAGGCCAACAGUGAUAUUGUAUACCUGGAUACAAAAUACGACUUCUUAGGAACGAAAUUGAAGCAAAUGUUGACAAAUUUAAAUAGAGAAGAAAUUAUCUCAAGUAUGAACCGAAUACAAGUACUUCGAGUAACGACAAAAUCGGAGUUUCUAAAAUAUCUUCUGUUUAUAAAACAUUCUGUAGACAACGGAAAACCGAUAAAGUUAGUUAUAAUCGAUUCUCUUCCUCCUCUAUGUUUCAUAUCGUCGGAUCAAACAGAAAACAACGCAUUUCUUUGUUACACAGCCAAUAUUUUACACUAUUUGGCAAAAGAACACAAUAUGGUGAUAAUCGUAACCAACUUAAUAACGUUGUGGAACGAAGGUGAUUUUAAGAACAUUGAUGUGAUGAAAGAGAGAAUCUCUUGUGGCACUUAUUGGUUUGAGAUGCCCAAUGUUAGGAUAUGUUUGAAGAAGGAUAAGUAUAAUUGUAGAAUGACUCUAACCAAAGCUAUUAAAGUAAUACCAGAAGUUAAUUUUUGUGAUGUUAAGUUUACAGACGAAGGAUUUGUGUAAUAUAUUUUUAUAUAAUAAAAUAUUUUUAAUAAA
Molecule: messenger RNA, 1208 nt
Organism: Diabrotica virgifera virgifera (western corn rootworm)
Lineage: Eukaryota; Metazoa; Arthropoda; Insecta; Coleoptera; Chrysomelidae
Product: DNA repair protein RAD51 homolog 4-like
Exons: 4
Coding region: 246-1175 (309 amino acids)
Biological process (GO): DNA strand invasion; double-strand break repair via homologous recombination; reciprocal meiotic recombination
Cellular component (GO): Rad51B-Rad51C-Rad51D-XRCC2 complex; centrosome; replication fork
Molecular function (GO): single-stranded DNA binding; ATP-dependent DNA damage sensor activity; four-way junction DNA binding
Source: RefSeq, a predicted model, not a curated record